AUGUCCGACCCUCUCCUCUUCGAAGAUACCUUCACCAUCACUUCGGUCAACGCCCAAAAGUAUGACCGUGUCUCGCGUCUGACUUGUACCUCCACCGAUGCCUCCCUCACUUUCACCCUCGAUGUGAAUUCUGAGCUCUACCCAUGCGCUGUCGGCGAGACACUGUCUCUGGCGCUUGCAUCUACCCUGUCCCUCGACGGCAAGGAAGACACCCGCAACAGCUGGAGAGAUGUCAGCAAUGGCGAGCAGACCCUGGCUAAUGACUACGAUUACGUCUGCCACGGUAAGGUCUACCGAUUCGAGGAGGGCGCAACCAAGGAUACCAUGGCUGUAUUCGUUUCUUUCGGUGGUCUGUUGCUCUAUCUGGAGGGUCCCUAUAAGAAGGUUGCCCCUCUGCGAAUUGACUACGUCUACCUGCUUCUCAAGAAAUAG
Penicillium waksmanii is the source of this 432-nucleotide messenger RNA. Its product is annotated as DNA-directed RNA polymerase core subunit RPB8. The record is from RefSeq and is a predicted model, not a curated record. The transcript has 2 exons. NCBI's taxonomy places the organism in Eukaryota, Fungi, Ascomycota, Eurotiomycetes, Eurotiales, Aspergillaceae. Gene Ontology annotation, biological process: DNA-templated transcription. The coding region runs from base 1 to 432 and encodes 143 amino acids. Gene Ontology annotation, molecular function: DNA-directed RNA polymerase activity. Gene Ontology annotation, cellular component: RNA polymerase I complex; RNA polymerase III complex; RNA polymerase II, core complex.